AUCCACUUUUUUUUUUCGUAGCCUUUCUUCUUUCUCCUCUUCUUCUUUUUUAUUGUUGUUGGUGAAGCAAUCACAAAAAAGAUUUCCCCUCCAUCAUUUUCCUUCUUCUUCACGAACAACACGGAAACGUUACGCACACUCUCAAAACAUAUCGAAAACAUACAUAUCGAGAGAGUGAGAAAGACAACAAACUAUAACCGCAACCGACAAAUACACAGCACAGCAUUAGUAUACCAUGUCCAGCAUCGCGCAACUACCUCCUGCCAAUGAUUUCAGUGCAACAUGGACUUUUCUGGAAAACGGUCUAGAUCAAAUUAUGAACCGACUCGAGGAAGGUCUCGAUCGCACUCGCUAUUCCAUAUUGUAUAGCGCCGUCCAUAACUUCUGUGCGCGCGGAAGUCCACCUCAAACUGCCGGUGCUGCAGGAUCUUACUCUGGUCCAUUGAACCAUCGAGCUGCUACUCACUUGAUUGGAGCUGAACUCUACAACAGCUUGAGUAAAUGGCUUGAAGACCACUUGACAAAGAUUCGCACGGAAUCUGAAAAGUUUAUGGAUGAGGCGCUGCUGCAGUAUUACACAAAGCAAUGGAUUCGCUACACCACUGCUGCGCGCGUUGUCAACAACAUUUUCAUGUACCUAAACCGUUACUGGGUCAAACGUGAAAUCGAUGAAGAUCGCAAGAACGAUGUCUAUGACGUUUUCACUUUGACACUUGUUUGCUGGAAACGCCACAUGUUCCAAUUUGUCCAUCACAACGUGAUUGCUGCGGUGCUGAAGCUGAUUGAAAGAGAGCGAAACGGUGAAACUAUUGAGACUGGUUUGGUCAAGAACAUUGUCGAAUCAUUCGUUUCGCUCGGACUGGACACCACGGAUUCCACAAAGUCGAAUCUCGAUGUAUAUAGAGAGUUUUUUGAAACGCCUUUCAUCAGCGCCACGGAAGUGUACUACACAACUGAAUCUGAGAAAUUUAUCACGGAAAACAGUAUUCCUGAUUACAUGAAAAAGGCUGACGUCCGUCUAGGCGAAGAAGAGAACCGUGUCCAAAUGUAUCUCCAUGAGUCUACUCACAAGCCUCUCAUCUCCAAGUGUGAGACCGUUCUGGUGAAGAAUCAUACCGAGGCUAUCUGGGAAGGUUUCCAGAGUCUAAUUGAUUUAGACAAACAAGAUGACCUGCAUCGUAUGUAUGCUUUAUUGGCACGCAUUCCUGAGGGCUUGGAUCCUUUGCGCGUACGAUUCGAGACUCACGUUCGCAAGGCUGGUCUUGGUGCAAUUGAAAGAAUUGCUCAGCAAGAGACUGUGGAUCCUAAAACAUAUGUGGAUGCCCUUUUGGAAGUUCAUCGCAAGUACAACGAUCUUGUUCAGACCGCAUUCAGUGGCGAAUCAGGAUUUGUAGCUGCGUUGGAUAAGGCGUGUGGUGAAUUCGUCAACCGUAACAAGGUCUGCAAGAACUCUACAUCCAAGUCGCCCGAACUGCUCGCUAGAUACUGUGAUUCGUUGCUCAAGAAGAGCGCCAAAAACCCCGAAGAAAACGAGUUGGAAGAUGUCAUGAACAGCAUUAUGACUGUAUUCAAAUACGUUGAAGACAAGGAUGUUUUCCAAAAGUUCUAUUCAAGGAUGUUGGCCAAGCGUCUGGUGAACGGUACCUCUGCUUCAGACGAUGCCGAAGGCAGCAUGAUUUCUAAGCUCAAGGAAGCAUGUGGUUUCGAAUACACGUCCAAGCUGCAGCGUAUGUUGACAGAUAUGUCACUUAGCAAGGAGUUGAAUGACUCGUUCAAGGACACUAUGCAACAAAGCUAUGAUACCAGUGGUACCAAUGUCGAUUUUAAUAUCCUCGUCCUGGCUGCCAACCAAUGGCCAUUUUCGGCCCCCACUACCUCGUUUAAUAUUCCAGAAGACGUAAUUAAAACAUACGAUCGCUUCCAAAAGUUCUAUCAAAACAAGCAUUCAGGCCGUAAGCUCACUUGGUUGUUCCAAUUUUGCAAAGCCGAACUUAAGACCAGCUAUUUGAAGGGAAGCAAGGCCGGAUACACUUUGCAAGUGUCUGCCUACCAGAUGGGUGUGCUUUUGCAGUACAACAAUGGCAUCAGCUACAGCUUUGAAGACUUGCAAGGAAGCACUGCAUUGUCUCCAGAGGUGCUGAGCUCUGCUUUGGGCAUCUUGGUCAAGGCCAAGGUCUUGUUGCUGAGCAAUGGCGAAAAAGUGGGCGAUACUGGUUCCAGAUACGAUCUGAACUUUGACUUCAAGAGCAAAAAGAUUCGAAUUAAUCUCAACUUUCAAAUGAAGACCGAACAAAAGGUGGAGACUGAUGAGACACACAAGACCAUUGAAGAGGACCGCAAAUACCUGAUGCAGGCUGCGAUUGUCCGAAUCAUGAAGACACGUAAAGUGAUGAAGCACGUUGCACUCAUAGAGGAAGUGAUCACGCAGCUCCAAUCACGGUUCAAGCCGCGGGUUCCUGACAUUAAAAAGUGCAUUGAUAUUCUUUUGGAAAAGGAGUUCAUUGAACGAGUAGAUGGACAGAAGGACAUGUACAGCUAUGUUGCAUAAGCUCGCGUUAUGUUCACUCUAUUUUUACGAUCCACACCACCAAGCCAAGCCAAGCCAAGCCAACAAAGGCACCACACACACACACACACACGCACGCACACACACGCCACACGCAGACGGACACCUUUUGUCCACUCUUUCUCUUUGUCAACAAUACCUCUCUUUCUUCUACGCCGUAAACAGAAAAGAAACAUAAAAAAAGAAUGGGCUCGAACAUCUGUUCAACGGGCAUGGUUACACCAAGUCAAUUUACAGAAUUUGUACCACAUCAUCGAUUUCGAAAACCAAACAAUAUUUCCUCAAAAGUGUGUUUUUUUUCUUG
This is a messenger RNA of Zychaea mexicana, 2870 nucleotides long. Its product is annotated as Cullin. Bases 236 to 2548 code for a protein of 770 amino acids. NCBI's taxonomy places the organism in Eukaryota, Fungi, Mucoromycota, Mucoromycetes, Mucorales, Lichtheimiaceae. Gene Ontology annotation, molecular function: ubiquitin protein ligase binding. The transcript is spliced from 16 exons. Gene Ontology annotation, cellular component: SCF ubiquitin ligase complex. Gene Ontology annotation, biological process: protein ubiquitination; SCF-dependent proteasomal ubiquitin-dependent protein catabolic process. The record is from RefSeq and is a predicted model, not a curated record.